CUGCCCCGCCUCCCGCAGUGCAUGAUGGUCGGUGUAAUGGUGCUAGCUGCUGCUGUGUGUCCUGUUGUUUUGCUCCCGGUUCUUCCGGCGUUCCUGUGAUGGUGAAGAGGAGAUACACCGGCUGCUGUGCUUCACACGACAGGUACGGAAGCGACAGACGCUCCGCAGUCACUGAACCUCUCAGCUAGCCUCCUGGGAGGCGAGUCCCAAUGCCAUGGCCUCCAGCCACAGCUCCUCCCCAGUGCCUCGCGGAGGCCGAGACAGGAUCUAUCACAAGGAGCGGGAUCCCUCCCCCCCUCGCUGCCGGCCCGUCCGCUCGCUGCCCGACGUCUGUCCCAAGGAGCCCACCGGCGAGGGGCGGGGCCUGUGUGACGGCCCGUCUGUGGUGGCAGAGCACGACAGAUGGACGGUGUACAGCUCCAAGGUCAACCUGCCCGCCGCGUUGAACGACCCGCGGCUCGCCAAGCGGGAGUCCGACUUCUUCACCAAAACGUGGGGGCUGGACUUCGCCGAGACGGAGGUGAUGCCCUCCUUCUGCCUGCCCAGCAUCACCAGGGAACAGUUCGGACCCUACCUGCAGGAGACGGCUCAGAGGGAAAGAAUCCAUGAACGCUGCAAGACCAUUUGUCCCAACAAAGACAGCGUGGACGCCGUCUCCAGCAUCACCACCAACCACGAAAAAUCCAGAGCUGAGCUGGAACAGGUCCCCAAGAUCUUCAUGAAGCCUGACUUUGCUCUGGAGGACCCCGCCACCUUCAACGCCGUCCUGCCCUGGUCGCACUUCAACAGCGCCGGGGGGAGGAGCAGCAGGGACGUGGCCUCCUCCAAACUGCUGCAGGAGAAGCUGAGUCACUAUCUGGACGUGGUGGAGGUGAGCAUCGCCCGGCAGAUCUCUCUGCGCUCCGAGGCCUUUUUCCACGCCAUGUCCUCGCAGCACGAGCUGCAGGACCGGCUGCAGGAGACGCAGCGGGCCGUGGCCGUGCUGCGGGGACGGACCGCCGCCAUCGACCGGGUCAUGUGCCAGGGGCCUCUGCGGGCCCUCCGCACCGCCCUGGCCCGCAACAACUGCGUCAAACUGCACAACAAGCUGAAGCUGAUGGCGGCGGUGCAUCAGACGCAGCCCACCGUGCAGCUGCUGCUCUCCACCUCAGAGUUCGUCGGCGCGCUGGAGCUCAUCUCCACCACCAAGGAGGUGCUGCAGCAGGAGCUGCAGGGAGUCCACAGCUUCAGACAUCUGGGCUCCCAGCUGUGCGAGCUGGAGAAGCUGAUCGAUAAGAUGAUGGUGGAGGACUUCAGCAUGUUCGCCCGCAGUGACCUGAACCGCAGCCUGAGGGACGAGCCGCAGGUCCUGGAGAAGGUUCACAAACCAAACGCUGCCUCGCAGAAGGACCGUCUGGAGUCUCUGGUGUUCGGCCUGCUGCGGCAGAGGAAACUGGACUUUCUGGAUAUUUAUAGCGAUGAGACGAUUGUGGCGGCCAAAGCCGUGGUCACUCAGUGUGUAGCAGAAAGUGUUUUACACAUCGAAGAAAUCGACACCGAAGUCGUCACUAAGCUCGCUGACCAGAUGCGCGUGAUGACGUUCCCUCAGUGGUUUGAGCUGCUGAAAAACGUCUUUGAGAGUUUUCUUCUCUUCCUGCAGAGGAUCAAGGCCACUCUGAGCGUGAUCAAAAACGUGGUCCUGGAGGUUCAGGCCUCGAACCAGAAGAACCGGCUCCUGGAGGAGGCCGUUUCAGGGGCUUCUGGCCAGGAGGCUUCCCACAACCCGUCGCUCCUGCAGGGCGAGGCUGAGCUGGCCUACCUCACCCACGAGGGCCUGUUCAUCAGCGACGCUCUGAACGAGGCCCAGCGGCAGCAGCAGGCGGCGGUGGUCCAGGAUCAGAACUCUGCGGGGGGCUCCAGGGUCCAGCAGAGCCGGACGGAGGCUGUCAGUAGCGACUCUGCCUCUGGGAGCAGCGAGACGCCGGUCGGCAGGGAGCAGAGCUUCAUGUCCGGCGAGACCAUGAUGCCCACCGAGCUCGAGCUGAACCGCGUCAUCAACAACAUCCAGGAGCUGCUGUACUCGGCCUCCGACAUCAGCCACGACCGCUGCGUCAAAGUCCUCACAGCCAGAGCGAAGGACGGCUCUCUGGAGCGUCUGAGCUCGGCCGAGUUCGUGUGUCUCUCUCAGGCGGUGGAGGCUUUCGUCCGGGACACCGAGGAGCUGUGCGGCAGGCGCAGCGUCUCCCUGCGGGGGGCGCUGCAGAGCCAGGCCAACCGCUUUGUCCACCGCUUCCACGAAGAGCGCAAGACCAAACUCAGCCUCCUGCUGGACAACGAGCGCUGGAAGCAGGCGGAGGUUCCUGCUGAGUUCCAGGACCUGGUGAACUCCAUCGCCGACGGCAGAAUAACACUACCAGAACGCAAAAUCACAGGUCCGGACGACAGGAAGCCCACUGAGUUCCUGCUCGUCGACGGGCAAAAAUACGCCGUCAUCGGGACGGUCCUGCUGCUGAUCCGGAUCUUCCUGGAAUACUGUCAGUGUGUCAACGACAUCCCGUCCGUCGCCACCGACAUGCUGACGCGUCUGUCGGAUCUCCUCAAGCACUUCAACUCUCGGAGCUGCCAGCUGGUUCUGGGCGCCGGAGCUCUGCAGGUUGUCGGCCUCAAGACCAUCACCACCAAGAACCUCGCGUUAGCUUCCCGCUGCCUGCAGCUGGUGGUUCACUACAUUCCCAUCAUCAGAGCUCACUUUGAGACCAAACUGCAGCCCAAGCAGUUCAGCGUCCUCAGACACUUUGACCACAUCACCAAGGACUACAACGACCACAUCGCUGAGAUCUCUGCCAAGCUGGUGGCCAUCAUGGACAGCCUGUUUGAGAAGGUUUUGUCGAAGUAUGAAGUGAAGGCCCCGAUGCCCUCGGCCUGCUUCAGGAACGUCUGCAAGCAGAUGGCGAAGAUGCACGAAGCCAUUUAUGAGCUUCUGCCUGAAGAGCAGACGCAGAUGUUGUUUCUGAGGAUCAACGGCAGUUUCAAGAUGCACCUGAAGAGGCAGCUGGCGCGACUCGGAGUCGUCAAUGACGGGGGACCCCAGCACGGGCUGGUGGUCGUGGACGUUGCCUUCUACUCGGAGAACAUCCAGGCGCUGAAGAGCCUCGAGCGGCUCGACCUGAACAUGGCCGAGAUCUGGGAGCAGAAAAGGUGAUGGAGGACGACGACGGCGGGCCGUCCUGGACCCACCGACCCGGCGAUGGGAAGGGGUGGGGGCGACCUCGAGGGCCAACGGCGGCCAGCUGAGGCAGGAGGAGGCCCGGAGGGACCAAAAGAGAGCAGCGACCCGCGGGGGCUUCCUGCUCGGAUCCUCGUUAAAAACUGCUGAACCUCAUCUCACUGUGUGCAAUUCAACAGAAACACUAGUAACUUAUUAGACUGCUGUAGUGAGGCGGAGGGUGUGACAUGGCGGGGUAAUUUAUUUUUCUGUCGUCUUGAAAACAUUCUAUACUGUGGCGGACUUUUCCUCCAGCCGGCCGGGACGUCGCAGCCGAAGGGAUUUUUAUCACCGAACUUUUCUGUCGCUGGUUUCGCAGACUUUAGCUAAAAUCUCGCAGCUGAGGAUUCAGGGUUCGGCGGCCAACGCAAACCGCUCGGGAGGAAUCAACAGGGUUCCUGCGUCAGCGUUUCCUCGUUUCCUUCUCUGAAAACAUAAAAAGGAUUCUUUUUAUACUCCGCACAGGAACAUUUUCCAGGCGUGUUGUGUUCAGGGCCUGGACGACAUCCGGUUUGAGGCCUGCAGGACCUCAUGAAAACGUGUCAUUGAAGAGUUGAUUUCUUCAGAUAAAACGAGUCCAGACUGUGAAAGCGUCUCAGCUCCUCAGCUACUUCCUGUUGUUACCAAAGUAAAACAUCUCAUAAUUUGGGAAAUGAACUCUUCAAUUGCACUUUAUUUUCCUUUCAACAGUCCAAACAUGCGUUAGGUUUUGUGUUCGGGGCCCAGUUGUGGUGAUGAUCCAGAGGCAAAGUUAAUUCUUCUGCAUGAAGCUCAUCGAUGAGUUUGACUGCAGAACGCGAAGCAUGAAAAUCAGCUGUGAACUCAAACUACUGUCCACCUUUUCCCUCCUGAUGUACUUUUAUUUGAUCUGCAUGAGGUUUUUGUUUCCUGCGAGGCUGAAACGACACAAAAGGGAACAGAAAAUCUGAUUUAUUUUUUAAUUAUUUUCCUGUUUUUGUUUUUUUUUAAGAAAAAAUUAGGAAAAACAAAUUUCUGACCACGUGACUUUUUUUUUUUUAAACUUUGCGUGUAACUGAGCUGCUGGUACCGUGAAGGUCAGAAAAGCUCCAUCCAAAGUUCUUAAUUCCCAACAGCUGAAGUCCACAUGUGGACCCAAACGCAGUCUGAGAGACUUGAUUCACUCGUUAAAUGUUAACAUUUCUGUUCUACUGUUUCCGCCGCCGCGUCUCCAGCCUUUACGUCACUUGUGGUCUGUGCUUCCUGUUGGUUUUUAUCAUUUUUUUGCCCCCACAUCACCUACUGGUCUCCACCCACCACCUCCAGCCGGCUCAGAGCAGCGCUGAAACAGUCCCUCUGAGCAGACCUGGGCGUGGCCAGAGAAGCCCUGACAGCACCUGUGCAGGUGUGUGCUGCGCUCACCCUGCCGCUCCCAAAUUCAGCUUCGGGUUUUCUGUUCCUGAGUGGAGUUCAGUCGCUAUGAGCUCCGACCAAACCAAAACACACACACACCCGUCGAGUGUGAGGUCACGUCACCUUCUGUGCGGCAGAACUCGCCUGAAACCUGCAGCGACGCCUCGGGCAGCGUUCGGCUCCCGGAGACGGACUGAAGGAGAGGAGACGCCGACUCUCUUCUGUCUCCUUAAGCAGCUCGUCGCUUACGAUACGACCCAAGUUUAUUAAUCCCGUUAACACUCAGACCGUGAUGACGGAGGCGUGACGUGACCUCCGCCGCCAGCUUCCUGUGAGAGACUCCACUGUCUGCUUCAGAAGUGCCUGCUUACGAUCGACACGUCUGAGCUCCCCACUACAGUGUGCCUACCAUACCACUGUGUGUGUGAGUGAGAGAGUGUGUGAGUGUGUGUGAGUGUGUGUGUGAAUGAGAGAGUGUGUGUGUGUGUGAGCGAGCGAACGAGUCGAGCUGCAUGUCUCAGAAUCCUUCACACCUGAAGGACGGAGCGAGUUCAGUCUGUUUCUCUGCUCGAGUUCACUACUUGUAGAAACUUUAUUGAUGCUCCCGUCAGAUCAGUAAAGUCCAGCUGUGACGAUUGGCACGAAAUGAUCCUUUAAAAUUGUUUUGUUUAUUGUUUUUCCCUGCGUGAUUUCUUUUUGACGCUGCUGAUUUCGGCCCUCUUUACUGAUUUAAAGAGGCUUCAUUUUUUAAGCUAACCAGUGUAGAUUUCUCACAUGACAGCUGACCAACAGCAGGCAUCCACUGCUGCCAGUCACGUGUUGCUAGCUAGCAGGUGUGGAGGCUAAACUUUGGCUGCCGCUGACCUCUGACCUCAACAUAUCUGAAUGAAAACGUGUUCUCUGGGUCUCCCCUUUGCAGACCUGCUGAUUCAGGUUCAUCUGCAUAUUUCCGCAUCCUGUGUCUUUCUAGAGGCUCGAUUUUUAAAGCCGAAAACUGAGCUUUUAAAAAGGAAUUCAAAAGGUGGAAUUUAAAUAAAACUACAACCUGAAACCAGA
This is a messenger RNA of Scatophagus argus, 5671 nucleotides long. RefSeq names its product VPS54 subunit of GARP complex (gene vps54). Gene Ontology annotation, cellular component: GARP complex. The record is from RefSeq and is a predicted model, not a curated record. NCBI's taxonomy places the organism in Eukaryota, Metazoa, Chordata, Actinopteri, Scatophagidae. Gene Ontology annotation, biological process: retrograde transport, endosome to Golgi; Golgi to vacuole transport. The transcript is spliced from 24 exons. The coding region runs from base 215 to 3181 and encodes 988 amino acids. Gene Ontology annotation, molecular function: syntaxin binding.